This is a messenger RNA of Hydra vulgaris (swiftwater hydra), 2299 nucleotides long. RefSeq lists its product as uncharacterized. Gene Ontology annotation, cellular component: voltage-gated potassium channel complex; membrane. Gene Ontology annotation, biological process: potassium ion transmembrane transport. Gene Ontology annotation, molecular function: delayed rectifier potassium channel activity. Lineage: Eukaryota; Metazoa; Cnidaria; Hydrozoa; Anthoathecata; Hydridae. The record is from RefSeq and is a predicted model, not a curated record.
AAAUUAACCACGAAGUUAUCAAUAGAGUGCCGAUUUUUAAUUUUAUCAUAAACUUUACUUAACGCGAAUGUUGUGAUUUGAAAAAAAAAAAAAAAUGAAAACCUUUAAUUUCAUAGUCUUUUUUAUUUAUAUUAAAGGACUUCUUGCAGAUCCGUGUCCAAACAAUACACAACUUAGUUUGAGUCAGUGUUCUUUAAAUAUAAACAUCCAAUACUGGAAUGUACAACCCUACGAAACAAUUUUUAAAAGUAUCAUUGAAACCGCUGUUCGAUCUUGUUGCGGAGAUUGUGUCAACUUCACUUAUAACCUUCCUGUAAGCGAUUCAGAAGCGUUAAAAGCAUUAAUUGGAGCAAAUUAUUCAGAUAUUGCAUUCCCGAUAUAUGGAGAUAUGAUUACAACUACAUUCCAAAAUUAUCCGUAUUUUCCGAUUGUAGAAUCCCCUGGUGUUAUUUAUAUACAAAAAAAUGUUAAAGUUGGACAAUCUGCAAGUGCAGUAAUAUCAGCUGUGUUACAAGGGUGGCCUGUGCUUGUAUUGACAGUUAUAAUGGCUGCUUUAUCAGGCAUUAUAAUGUGGGCGUUGGACUCCUAUUGGAACCCAACAGAGUUUCCAAGUUCAUUUUUCAAAGGCUCUUGGGAAGGAUUUUGGUGGGCUUUUGUUUCAAUGACAACAGUAGGAUAUGGUGAUCGUGCUCCUAAAUCAUUUGUUGCAAGAGUCUUUGCGUUUUUCUGGGUUUUAGUAGGAUUGGUGAUUAUUUCCAUCUUUACCGCAACUGUUACUACAUCAUUGACAACCCUAUCACUUAGCAACGAUGUUACUCUUUAUGGUACAAAUGUUGUGGCAAUGAACAAUAGUCAAGAACAAAGAUAUGGCAUACAAAGCAAUGCCGUUGUAAAACCCGUGAGUAAUAUAGAAGAAUUUGUAGAUCAAAUAAUCAAUCCAGGAAGUGAUUCAAAUGCAAUUAGUGGCGGUUUAAUUGACAGUUAUGUUGCAGGGAAUUACAAUAAAAAACUAAAUAAAACCUUUGUUUAUGUGUCCGAAGUAUUCGAUUAUCAAUAUGCUUACGGAUUUGUAAUUACAAACAAACUUAACGGACCACCUAUGGAACAAUGCCUACGAAAAACCCUUAGCUUAAUGGAUUCACAAAUUACUAAUACAAUACAACAAAUGAUGACUGCAAUACCGAAACCAGAUCAAUCAGCCGCAGAACAAAAAUCAUCAAGUUUGUUUGAUCCAGGAAGUGACAUAUUUCGUCAAGCUGUUUUUAUAUGCUUGGGUAUAAUAUUCUUUUUAACUGUAUGUGGCGUUGCAUGGGAGUAUUGCUACUGGAGACCAAAGCAAAAGAUAAACGAAGUUACAGAUAAAGAAGAAGAGCAAUUUGACACACCUCACUCCACUUUUGAAGAAUUAGUUGCGUCGCAAUGCCAAGAGCUUGAAGAUGCUAUGGUUACAGAAGUUAUGACGUUUUAUAAAGCAUUCAAUAAAAAGUUAGAUGAAAUUCGUCAAAAAAAUCUUCGAGAAAACUAUAGUGAAAAAGACCCAAAAUGGCUUGAAGGAUCAAACAUUGGUCUAAAGACUUUUUAACAACACGCAAUUAGUUUGAACUCAACAAAUCAUUUUAUGUAGUAAAUAUUUUGAAUGUAGCAUCAUCAUUUAAAUCAUUCAAAUCAUUUAAUCAUUGCAAAUCGUUUGAGCGUAAGAAAUUGUUGUAACUAUAUGAAUAUUUGCAGAGAUUGAAUCGCAGUUAAAUUUUUAAAAACUGCCUUUUGAAAUUAUUAUUAACACAUGCGUCUAUAUUAUUAUGUUAUUAUAUUUAUAAUUAUAUAUAUAAUUGAUUAUAAUUAUUAUCACUUCUUAAGUUCGUAUUAUAAAAAAACAGCAUCAACAUGCGCUUUAUGAUAUAACGUCACAUAGGUUUACAAGGAUUUGUAAAUCUAUGUUACGCUACUCUUUUAAUUUUUUUUAGUUUUAAAAUAUCUUGUAAAACACACAAACAUAAAUACACACGCGCGGACACACUUGCAUUUAAAAGUCUUUGUAAUAUAUUUAUUAUAUAAUUUUUUUUAAGAGAAGUAGACAAAGGCCAUUGUUUAUGCUUAUUGUUUGUUUAAAUAGUUAAGUAAAAGAGUAGUAGAAAUUUUGUUAGCAGUUACCGUGGUAACAAAUAGUGGUACCCAAUGGUACAUAAUUUUGUUAGCAAUUACUGUGACACCUAAUAGACAAAUAAAUAAUUUGUAAUAUGAGCAUUUGCUGUAAUAAUUUUUUUUAUUAUUGUAUUAAUAAAAAGAUAUUUUUAUUGAA